Messenger RNA from Brassica napus (rape), 528 nucleotides. Its product is annotated as pectinesterase-like. Gene Ontology annotation, molecular function: pectinesterase inhibitor activity; pectinesterase activity. The record is from RefSeq and is a predicted model, not a curated record. NCBI's taxonomy places the organism in Eukaryota, Viridiplantae, Streptophyta, Magnoliopsida, Brassicales, Brassicaceae. The transcript is spliced from 2 exons. The coding region runs from base 1 to 528 and encodes 175 amino acids. Gene Ontology annotation, biological process: cell wall modification.
AUGGUUGAGCCGAGGAGUUGGAUCACAUGGAACCCUAGGACGUUGAGGUAUGGAGAGUACAAGAACACUGGAACUGGCUCGUUGAGGAAAGGGAGGCAACUAAUGAGAAAACGCUUACGUCUCUUAUCCAAAGGCUUACCCAAACUAGAUGAAAGGAGUUUCCCGUACUGGUUUGGUCCUGACGACCAGAAGUCUCUUCUAACAUGUCAGUGGAUUCCCAAUGUCACGGUGGCGAGUGAUGGAACAGGGGAUUUUCUAACCAUUAGCGAGGCCGUGGUGAAAGUUCCCGAAAGCGGAAAUUCCAAAUUCGUGAUCCACGUCAAGGGAGGGCUCUACCGUGAAAACGUGAUCUUGCCGCCAAAGAAGAGCAAUGUGGUUAUGUUUGGAGAUGGGAAUACGAAGACCAUUGUCUCCGCUGGCUUGAAUAGGCUGGACAAUCCUCUGUUCACAACGUUUCAGACAGCAACUAUCUCGGUUCGUGGAAGAGGUUUUGUGGCAAUGGAUAUGAAGUUCGUCAACACCGCCUGA